GCGAUCGCGUUUAGUGCGUCGCGGUUGGUCUACGAGGCAACAACUCAAGACUCGGGAGCUCCAUCCAUAGCUCUCGGUUUCGGUUUCGGUUUCGGUUUUGGUUUCUGUUUCAAGUCUGGGAUUCCAGUGUACCACAUAUAAACUUCGCGUUGCGUGACAAAAGACCUGGCAAAUCUCCCCGACUUUUCGAGUGCUUGUGAACGAGUGGGAAAUUGGCCAAAGAAACAAUAGAAAUCCACACAACAAAAGGCAUCCAAAGCUGUUUUUAAUUGUGCACAAACGGGGCUUGAAAGUGUUUUUCUUUAAAACCGAGACACACCGCAAAUAAAUUAAAACUAAAACUAAAUCGGCAACAAGUUGAUUGAAACCCAAUCUCGAAACCCAACCAACUGGCGUGGCAGGCCGGGAAAAACUAUUUGGCGAAUAAAUAAAAGCAAACGUUCAAAACAGAACAGGACGUCCAAGAUGUCGGGCUUACGCAAAACAUCCAUUGCGCUGAUGAGGCGCUCCACCUCCAGCACCACCAUAUUGCCGCAUUCCGGGGGCGGUGGGCCGGUGUCGCCACCCAGCAGCGGAGUGGGCGUGGCGACGGAAAUUGAAAAAUCAAUUGCAAUGCAGCGACUGCGAGCGGGAGAGUCGGCAAAUCUGAAGAAAUUAAAUGUCAGCCAACAAUCCCUGACAGCAGCAACAACUAAGGCUACGACAACCGCAUUACCAGCAGAGAGCACCACUUCCUCCUCCUCGGCUGCAGUGCGUCCCUACUCGGAAGUGCCGGGUCCAUAUCCCUUACCGCUGAUUGGCAACUCCUGGCGCUUUGCCCCACUAAUUGGAACGUAUAAGAUCAGCGACUUGGACAAGGUUAUGAAUGAACUGCACGUAAACUAUGGGAAGAUGGCCAAGGUGGGUGGGCUGAUUGGUCAUCCAGACCUGCUAUUCGUCUUCGAUGGCGAUGAGAUUCGAAACAUAUUCAAGAAGGAGGAGACAAUGCCGCACCGACCGUCGAUGCCCUCACUGCGCCACUACAAGGGCGACCUGCGACGCGAUUUCUUUGGCGAUGUGGCCGGCCUAAUUGGCGUGCACGGACCCAAGUGGGAGGCCUUCAGGCAGGAGGUGCAGCACAUCCUGCUGCAGCCGCAGACGGCCAAGAAGUACAUUCCGCCGCUAAAUGACAUUGCCAGCGAGUUUAUGGGCCGUAUUGAGCUGAUGCGCGACGAAAAGGACGAGCUGCCAGCCAAUUUCCUGCACGAGCUCUACAAAUGGGCCUUGGAAUCUGUGGGCCGUGUUUCCCUGGACACCAGAUUGGGCUGUUUAUCGCCGGAAGGCAGCGAGGAAGCCCAGCAGAUUAUCGAGGCUAUCAACACAUUUUUCUGGGCUGUUCCGGAAUUGGAGCUGCGAAUGCCCUUGUGGCGCAUAUAUCCCACCAAGGCAUACAGAAGCUUCGUGAAGGCUUUGGAUCAGUUCACAGCAAUUUGCAUGAAGAACAUUGGCAAGACGAUGGACAAGGCCGAUGCCGAUGAGGCUAGAGGAUUGCCCAAAUCGGAGGCGGAUAUAUCCAUUGUGGAGAGGAUAGUGCGAAAGACAGGCAAUCGCAAGCUGGCUGCUAUUUUGGCGCUGGAUUUGUUUUUAGUGGGAGUAGAUACGACCUCCGUGGCAGCCUCAUCCACAAUAUAUCAGCUGGCCAAAAACCCAGACAAACAGCAGCGUCUCUUCGACGAGCUGCAGAAGGUGUUUCCCAAGCGCGAGGCGGAGAUCAACCAGAAUGUCCUGGAGCAGAUGCCCUACCUGCGAGCCUGCGUGAAGGAAACUCUACGAAUGCGACCCGUGGUGAUUGCCAAUGGCCGAAGUCUGCAGUCGGAUGCUGUCAUUAAUGGCUACCACGUGCCCAAAGGUACGCACGUUAUCUUUCCCCAUCUGGUUGUUUCAAACGAUCCCGCAUAUUUCCCAGAACCCAAGCGUUUUCUGCCGGAGCGCUGGCUGAAGCAGUCGGCGGCAGAUGCAGCUGGAUGCCCCCAUGCCAGCCAGAAAAUUCACCCGUUUGUGAGUCUGCCCUUUGGCUUCGGGCGUCGCAUGUGCGUGGGUCGUCGUUUCGCCGAAAUCGAGUUGCACACGCUGCUGGCCAAGAUCUUCCGCAAAUACAAGGUCUCGUACAAUUCCGGAGAGUUUGUGUACCGUGUGAACUCGACGUACAUCCCACAGUCGCCUCUAAAUUUCAAGCUAACGCUGAGGGACGAGUGAGUCGUCUCCAGCGAAGGGAACUGGAGGCCCUGGGAGCUCUGCACCGGGCUCAGCUCAGCUCAGCCUCAAAGCUGCAGUGACACACGGCGGAUGUGUGAUAUUUAUAGUCAAAGCCCAGCUGCUGCUGGUGCUGCUGCGAUGUUUCUUUUUAAUUAAGCAAAUGUACAUAGCACACACACGUUCCCGACCAUUUCGAUACACCCCAUUGCCACGAGCGUAGUUCUGUGGGUGCGUGUAACUAAAUAAACGCUGUGUAGUUAUGUUGAUACAUGUGUAUAUAGAGACCAUUAUACUCCCCCAUAUUUAGUUUUAGUCUUUUUUCUCGAAG
Drosophila takahashii is the source of this 2563-nucleotide messenger RNA. It is a transcript of the gene Cyp49a1, whose product is annotated as Cytochrome P450 49a1. The record is from RefSeq and is a predicted model, not a curated record. NCBI's taxonomy places the organism in Eukaryota, Metazoa, Arthropoda, Insecta, Diptera, Drosophilidae. Gene Ontology annotation, molecular function: monooxygenase activity; heme binding; oxidoreductase activity, acting on paired donors, with incorporation or reduction of molecular oxygen.